AUGGUGCUCGAUAUAGAACUUCUCAUUGGUAAAGGCAACAGCUCAGCAAUAAACUACUAUUUACACCACAAAGAAAUAGAUAAAUAUAAAUUAGCAUUCUACGCUUACAAAGACAUGACUGGUCAUAUACCAGAGACAAACUUUGUGAUGAGACGAACCAAUGUAUCCUAUAGUACAUCAGAACCCCAAGGACUUGGAAAAGUGAUUACAGACAAUGUCACAAACAAUACAAAAACAGUUACCUCUGUCCAGUAUGUUCCAGUUUUGUAUGAGAAAAAUGAUGUGCAAAAAAGGAAUACAAGCAGUUCAUAUAUUGAGGAGCAGACCAUGAAUCCCGCCGGGAAAACGUACCUUUCUGCCCUUUUAUAUGAGAGAAUGGAGACAAAGUUACCAAUUUCCCAAAAGCUCGAGUUGAUGUACCCAUAUGAUGCAUAUACACGGUUUGGUCUUGAAUGGAAGGGCAUUGUGGAGGAAUACGAACAUGCAUAUAGUCAUUUAAAAACAGAAGAAAAGAAAAGCAGUGUGCCAUUCAUUCUUGGUAAGGAAACCUUUUGGAUGUCAUCCACGGAAAAAAGUAGGGCAUACUUUUACGAAAACGAACUGCACUUUAAAAAAGGCGAUCAUAUACAUGUAGUCGUAGAAACAUAUGAUAAAUAUGACAACAGACGAAACAAAGGUGGAGAUAUGUUCCAAGCUGUCAUGUCAAAUACACAGCUACAGAAAAGCACUGCAGGGAGAGUAUAUGACUAUGGAAAUGGUACAUAUUCUAUCUAUUUCUAUGCUGCAUGGUCUGGAGAUGCAUAUAUUUCCGUGUACUUGUUGUUCACAAGAGAGUUGAUACUACACUUCAACAGUGAACGACUAAAAGAACAGCGUAUACCCUGGACGGGUCAUUUCGGCGAUGGUGUCAAAAAAGAGACUACUGCUUGUUCAUUACUUCGUGAAGGAGUGUGGGCAGAUAAAUGUACUUACGGAAAUGAAAAUUCACUAGGCGGCACUGUUUUUAUAUGUGAUAAACCGAAGUCUUUUUCUUGUCAACAACUUGUGAACGCUACAUCUGGUAUAGCUGUUCUUGAAGAAGUUGCAGAACAGGAAAAGAGAAAAAUUGCUCACUUAUUUAAAGGGAAAGAACAAACCCGACUUGCCUGCACUCCUCUGGCGAUAAAAAUAACAGAUUCAUCUUUCAAGUUACCAUCUCUUCCACCAUGUGGCCCAGACUUGCCGAUUCCUAUUUCCGAUGGUUACUGGUCAGAUAACAAUACAUAUGUUUCAUUAGUAUGCAAAAGUCAACAGUGGACUCCUGUCCAGGUUAGAAAAUGCUUAUCUAACGUGGCUAUACGAUUAUGUGGUGACUCGACCAUCGUUCAGAUUAGACAACGACUUAAUUGGUUCCACAAUCACACAGAUAUAAUUUCAGGCAAAGGAUUUUUUUCAGUAGGGCCUAAUCCAGUUUAUUUUUGGGACUUUACCUUUGAAAGUGAAUUCCUGGACAGAAUUACUAAGGAGCAUUGUGCGUCUAAAAAGUAUGUGGUAAUGAUGAAUAUAAUGUUUCAUUAUGCAUCUUGGUCACUUCGUUCCUACAUCGACAGACUGUUUGUAACCAAAUUUGCGGUUCAAAGAUUGUUGAAGCGAUGUCCAACAGCAGUAGUUAUAUUCAAGUCCGCGCAUGCUCGAGAUAAUGUCAAUGGAAAUCAGUGUUUACACAGUAGUAACUGGGUAUUCUACGACAUGGAUCGUAUGAUAAGGAGUGUGUUUAGUGGCAUAGGCGUACAUUUUCUCGGAGUUUGGGAUAUGUGUCUAUCGCAUUUUUCUAAGCCUAAUGUCCACAUGUCUCAAUAUGUAAUCGAACAAGAGGUACAGCUUAUGUUUUCCUAUAUAUGCCCCGAAUUAGUAGAAGGAUAA
Saccoglossus kowalevskii is the source of this 1902-nucleotide messenger RNA. Its product is annotated as NXPE family member 3-like. The record is from RefSeq and is a predicted model, not a curated record. Lineage: Eukaryota; Metazoa; Hemichordata; Enteropneusta; Harrimaniidae.